Messenger RNA from Esox lucius (northern pike), 1087 nucleotides. RefSeq names its product free fatty acid receptor 2. The coding region runs from base 89 to 1087 and encodes 332 amino acids. The record is from RefSeq and is a predicted model, not a curated record. Gene Ontology annotation, cellular component: plasma membrane. The transcript has 2 exons. Lineage: Eukaryota; Metazoa; Chordata; Actinopteri; Esociformes; Esocidae. Gene Ontology annotation, biological process: G protein-coupled receptor signaling pathway; cellular response to fatty acid. Gene Ontology annotation, molecular function: G protein-coupled receptor activity.
UGCAUUCAUUUCAAGACAACUACGUGGGGAAAUUGGGUGUCCGGCGAUUGACUGAAGACUUAUUAUUAUUAUUACUCUUUAUAAAAGAAUGCUGUCUGAUGUAGGCCACAGAAUCUUAUUGCUGACUAUUUACAUCACCACAUUCCUGACUGGCCUUCCGGCCAACACAGUGGCCUUUUACUCCUUAAUAAAAAAGAUGAAUCAGAAAGCCACUCCAAUCGAUAUCCUACUCUUCAACCUAACUAUCUCGGACCUCAUUUUUUUGCUUGUCCUACCCUGCAGGAUGAAAGAAGCAAUCGACAACAUGAAAUGGAAAAUGCCUGGCUUCCUCUGUCAUUUGACAAGCUUCAUUUUCUACACCACCAUCUACAACAGCACCUUCUUUCUAACUGCCAUCAGUGUUGAACGUUAUCUGGGAGUGGCUUUCCCGAUCAAGUACAAACUCAAAAGACGGCCUUUGUACGCCGUGAUGGUUAGCGUCUUCUUCUGGACGAUUUCUAUGUCACACAGCAGUGUUGUCUACAUCAUACAAAGCUAUAACAACUCCAACACAACCGAGACCGAACAGUACAAAUGUUAUGAUAAUUUUAACACAGAGCAGAAGGAAAUCCUAUUGCCCGUUCGUUUGGAGCUCUUUCUGGUUCUAUUCUGUGUUCCCCUACUCAUCUGCUGCUUCUGCUACAUCAACUUCAUAUGGAUCCUCUCCAAGAGGCCAAACCUCAACCCAAAGAGGCGCCAGCGGGCCAUUGGCCUGUCUCUGGGGACCCUGCUGGUGUUCGUUGUUUGCUUUGCACCCUACAAUGUGUCACACGUGGUGGGCUACAUUAAAUGGGAGAGUCCCUCUUGGCGUGUGUAUGCACUCUUGUCCAGUACCAUCAAUGCCAGCUUGGACCCCAUCAUCUUCUACUUCUGCUCGUCAGCCCUCAAAGUUACUUUCAGCAAAGUUUUUAAGAGCGAGUGCAGGGGUUUUGCGGCUGGACUUUCCAAUCCAGGACUCAGGACAGGACACCAAGCUCCAAUGACAGCUUAUAAUGAAUAUCCCUCCAAUGAACUGCAUAUCAUAUGUCAGCUCCAGUGGUGUCGUUAG